Dalotia coriaria is the source of this 1713-nucleotide messenger RNA. Its product is annotated as juvenile hormone esterase-like. Bases 1 to 1713 code for a protein of 570 amino acids. The record is from RefSeq and is a predicted model, not a curated record. Lineage: Eukaryota; Metazoa; Arthropoda; Insecta; Coleoptera; Staphylinidae. The transcript has 4 exons.
AUGGUUGGAAAGUUGUUUUUUGUUAUUUUUGCAUUUUUUGUUGUUAAAUCUCACCAAAAUUUAUUAGAUUUAUCACUUGUGGAUGUACCUGAAGUAGGUUUAAUCAAAGGUUUAGUAAAAUACUUUGAAACCAACAAAUCACAAGUCUAUUAUCAGUACAAAGGCAUACCAUAUGCUGAACCCCCAGAAAGGUUUACUAUCUCCCAAGUUAAAGAACCAUGGUUGGGUAUACAUGAUGGUACAGUUGAAGGUAACGUCUGCCCACAAUCAACAGGUGAUUUAUCCUACACUGGUCAAUUUAGUGAAGAUUGCCUUGUGUUAACUGUAACCACACCACUAAACCCCAAUAAUUUUACGUGUACUAAUACCACUACUAGUAAUAUUCCUGUACUUGUUUUUGUCCAUGGUGGGUUUUAUGCCUUUGGAUCAGCGGAAACCAAAUGGUAUGACCCGGAAUUGUUAGUUCAGGAAAAUAUCCUUGUGGUACAGAUACAAUACCGUCUCAGUGCCUUUGGUUACAUCACAGAUGGAAAAAUAAUUCCUAAAAACAUUGGUUUGAAAGAUAUUCGCUUAGCUCUACAAUGGGUAAAGAAGAACAUUGGUUCCUUUGGAGGUGAUUCUAAUAUGAUUACAAUUCAUGGUGAAUCUGCUGGUGCUAUGGCACUUUCAGCCAUAUAUCAAUCUCCACGUACUUCUCAUCUUUGUAAUAAUAUCAUCAUGCAGUCGGGGAAUAUCAUAAGUCCCUUGGCGAUGAAUAAAAACCCUAAACAGGCGUUUCACACAUUAUUAAUGAAUACCAGAUGUGCAAUAACAGCUGUUUUGCCUGUUCAAUAUCAAGUUGAAUGUCUUAAACAGCUUACAAUAUCAGAAUUAAAUCUGGAUGAUGGUGAAUUGUUAUUGUUUCAAGACAUUGAUAACACAGGUGUUAUAAAUGGUAUUGUUGCGGCUUUGGUUAUGGAAGAUGAAAAUGAUCCGGAUGCGAUAAUCAUCAAAUCGCCUUUGAAUCAAUUGCAAAAUAAAAAUUUACCAGAAAAUAAAUCUGUGUUAAUUAGUAUAACAAGUGAAGAAGCAUUUACUUUUGAGGCGUCGUUACAUUUUCUCAGAGGAAAGCCUAAUGCUGGUUUAGUACCAUUGGGUAUGGUAGCUAAUGAUCCUGAUGAUGUAGGUAGGAGAAUUAAGGAGGAAUAUGCAGGGAGUGAAGCAGGUUGGAAUACUGCAAAUAUUUCAGCGUAUAGUAAUUAUAUUAGUGAUGUAAUAUUUAAUGUCCCAUCGCGUUAUUACGCCAAAAUGGCGGCGGGUGUUGUUGAUGAUCAACAUGGAGUGUAUUUUAUGCAAUUUUCAUACACCAGUAUUAUAGGAUUGCUUAAUGAUGGAGAGAAAAGAGUGGGACAUGCUGAUGAUCUUGCUUACACAUGGAAACAAGAGGCUGUUUCACAUGAAACCAUUAAAAAGAACUUUUAUUUGGCUAAAGACAUCAAAAAACGCAAUCAAUUGAAUAGAAUUAUCUCAAAUUUUGUUAAAUAUGGUAAUCCAACUCCAGUGCCUGAACCACUUUUAGACAACAUUUCUUGGCCCAAAAUAAGCGAUUCUGACAAUAUGAGUUAUUUAUACUUUGGAAAUGAAUUACUUGUGAAACAAAAUCCAAAAAAUCAACAUUUUCAAUUUUGGAUGGACAGAUAUGAACAAGAUGGCAAUCCUACUAUAGGAUUAUGA